Molecule: messenger RNA, 1237 nt
Organism: Paramecium octaurelia
Lineage: Eukaryota; Ciliophora; Oligohymenophorea; Peniculida; Parameciidae
Source: the annotation of a GenBank genome assembly
AUGGCUAGAUUUGAGUCUGACAUACAACUAGAUCAAUUUUAAGUGUUAACAACCAAAAUCACGUAUAUUUUGUUCUAAUAGAAUAUAAAAGGCAGUCCCAUGAACAGUGUUUUUGAGAUAGAAGGAAAGAAAUUAUAUUUGGGAAAUAUUAAUGCAGCAAACGAUUCUUAAUAUCUAAAGCAUCAUAAUGUUGGAGCAGUAUUAUCUAUAAUUGACACAAGUGAUAUUAAACUCGACAGAUCAAUCAUUCAUCUAGUACAAAAAUUAAUAUUUCAAUAGUGGAUUGCAGCUGAGNUCGUAAUUGAUGAUCAUCAAUUAAUUCUUGAUUGUAACUUUAGAGAAUUAGAGUUAAUUAUAAAAGUUUGGCAAAAUCUGGAAUUUAAUUGAACCUGAAAUAAUGGGACAGAUGAUGGUAUUUUUAAUUGGAGAUAUUACUCCUUUUCAAAAGAUAUUUGAUAAAUAUUAUAGCAUCAAAUUAUUUUGUGUGGAAAAUAGUAAUUGAAAAUUUAUAAUUUUAGUUCAUAAUAAGCUGAUUGUAGGCACCUGUCAAGGAUCUUUGAUUUUAUACUAAAUAACCGAAAAUUCCAUUUAAGAAUAAGCAAUGAUUUAGGUUCUAACUUCACCAAUAUACAGAAUCCAUCAUUUUAAUUAAGAAAUUUAUCUUGUAACAGAUAGUCAAGUUAAAAUUUUGGAUAAAGAGAAUUUUUAAUUAAUUGGAGGUGGAAGUCUGAAAAAUAGAUUGUAAACAGCGUGGAUUACAUGUUUAAACUUCGAGGAGAAAGACAAGCUAUUAUUUUUAGGUACCAAUAAUGUAAUUGUAGGGACUUCACAGGGUUUCAUACUGGUUUACAAAAGGACCGAAAAGUUAGAGUUUUUAAAUUAAAUAAAUUUUAAUGUGAAUACUUCAAUUAAUUCAAUUCAAUUAAUCGAUAAUUAUCUUUAUCCAUGUACUGAAAAUGGAGUUGCAAUUAUACAAAUGAAAUAUAAAGACAAUAAAUUCUAAUAUCAAGAGAAAACAGCAUUUGUAAGUUAGUUGAAGUUGGUUGGAUUCAAAAAAACAUAGUCAUCAGUUUUUGGAUUCACUUAAUGUGGUUUAAUCGUUUAAUGGAACCCAGAAACCGGCUAAAUGAAUUAAGCUUAUAAAAUAGAUAAAGAGUGUUCAUUUGGAUUGGAGUAAAAUAAUUAAAUAUUUAUUGUGACAAAUGAAUAAAUGAUUCAUAUAGUUAAUUUUUAAUGA